GACGAGGACUCCUGCCAGAAGUUUGUACCCUUUGUGGGGGUGGUGAAGGUGGGUCUGGUGGAGCAGUCCUUCAGCGCCUCUGUGGACUCAGAUGAUGCCACAGCCUGUACCCCCUCCCUGCUGAGCUCAGUGCCAGCCACCGGUGGAGCAGCGCCCUAUGGCAAGGAGACUGUGAGCACCCCGCCACCCUCCCCAUCUGUCAGCAGCAGCCUCUCGGGCGCUGGGUCUCUGAGCCCUGGUGUGGAGGUCAUGGGCCUGCAGGUGGACUACUGGACAACACAAGGGCUGGACAGAAAGAAGGAGGGCGAGAAGAGGGAGACGGGUAUCAAAAACACACUCAAGAGCAACUUCCGCUCACUCCAGGUCAGCCGCAUCCCCUGCGCAGGGGAGCUGGUGCCCCCCAGCACCAUGGCCAUGACCGUGGUCACCAAGGAGAAAAACAAGAAAGUGAUGUUCCUGAGCAAGAAACCAAAAGAAAAGGACCUGGAGCCCAAAAGCCAAGUCAUCGAAGGGAUCACACGCCUCAUCUGCACGGCCAAGCACCAGAACACCAUGUUGCGAGUCUCCAUAGAUGGGGUGGAGUGGAACGACGUGAAGUUUUUCCAGCUGGCAGCACAGUGGCCAACGCAUGUCAAGUACCUGCCUGUGGGCAUCUUUGGCUACUCGAAGAGUGUGUGAGAUGCGGGGGGCAACCCUGGGAUGGAGCUGUGGAGGGUCGCAGGAGGAGACAAGGAGAUGGAGAGACAGAUGUACUCUAGUCCCCUCUUCUGCAGUCCAGCCCCUGCCUGCUCUGCAGAGGGAGAUACCACACAUGCACAGCUCCCUGCGGGCCAAGACCCGUGAAGGUGAGGUCAGUGAGA
Messenger RNA from Pterocles gutturalis (yellow-throated sandgrouse), 860 nucleotides. RefSeq names its product phosphofurin acidic cluster sorting protein 1-like. Gene Ontology annotation, molecular function: transmembrane transporter binding. The coding region runs from base 250 to 678 and encodes 142 amino acids. NCBI's taxonomy places the organism in Eukaryota, Metazoa, Chordata, Aves, Pterocliformes, Pteroclidae. The transcript has 6 exons. Gene Ontology annotation, biological process: protein localization to plasma membrane. The record is from RefSeq and is a predicted model, not a curated record.